AUGGGAGGGCUGAUCAUCGAUUUAACAAGUGGACAACAAUCUGUCUGUGGAUCUUCACUUCUCUCACACAACAGAGCUCUCACAGCAGCACAAUGUUGGCGAUCAAGGCGUCAUGAAGGAAAAAGGUUGCUAGUCGUCUUAGGAUCCUUACGCCUCUUCUCUGGGGGUAGACGUGUCGAAACGAACAAAGUUCUCGUACACGAAAAUUACGACAAGAUCCUGUUACACAACGAUAUCGCUGUCAUCAUCCUUCCUACUAUUUUGUUUACCAAUUCCAUAAGGCCAAUAAACAUUGCUGAAGGAAACCAGUCGUACGUAGGUGACACGGCCACAGCCGUUGGUUUCGGAAGAACUGGGCACUCCGAAGAGGACGGCAUCAGUCGACAACAACAACUGAGAUUCGUGGGCCUCCAAGUCAUAUCGACGAAUGAGUGUGCGCGCGUUUACGGUUUGAAUUAUGUAACGAACUCAACUCUGUGCGUUUCUGGAAGUGGAGGACGUAGCAUAUGCGGAGGUGACCAAGGUGGACCUCUUAUCUUUAACCAUCAAGUGAUCGGGGUGACGUCCAUCAAUGCUGCUACUGGGUGUGAGAAGAAUCGACCCACUGGAUUCACCAGAGUCCCUUCAUUCCACUCUUGGAUCCGAGCAAACAUGUGA
This is a messenger RNA of Leptosia nina, 657 nucleotides long. Lineage: Eukaryota; Metazoa; Arthropoda; Insecta; Lepidoptera; Pieridae. The record is from the annotation of a GenBank genome assembly.